UAUUACUAUAUUAUUAACAGAUCGAAAUUUAAAUACAUCUUUUUUUGAUCCAAUUGGAGGGGGAGAUCCUAUUUUAUAUCAACAUUUAUUUUGAUUUUUUGGUCAUCCAGAAGUUUAUAUUUUAAUUCUACCAGGAUUUGGAAUAAUUUCUCAUAUUAUUACACAAGAAAGAGGAAAAAAGGAAACUUUUGGUACUUUAGGAAUAAUUUAUGCUAUAUUAACAAUUGGCUUAUUAGGAUUUAUUGUAUGAUAUUUACAGUUGGUAUAGAUGUUGAUACUCGAGCUUAUUUCACAUCUGCAACUAUAAUUAUUGCGGUACCUACAGGAAUUAAAAUUUUUAGUUGAUUAGCUACUCUUCAUGGGACACAAUUAACAUAUAGUCCUGCACUUUUAUGAUCUUUAGGAUUUGUUUUUUUAUUUACAGUUGGAGGAUUAACCGGAGUAAUUUUAGCUAAUUCAUCAAUUGAUAUUGUACUUCACGAUACAUAUUAUGUAGUAGCCCAUUUUCAUUAUGUAUUAUCUAUAGGAGCAGUAUUUGCUAUUAUAGCAGGAUUUAUUCAUUGAUACCCAUUAUUAACAGGAAUAAUUAUAAAUCCUUCAUGAUUAAAAGCUCAAUUUACAAUAAUAUUUAUCGGAGUUAAUUUAACUUUUUUUCCCCAACAUUUUUUAGGAUUAGCGGGAAUACCUCGACGUUACUCUGAUUUUCCAGAUAGUUAUUUAACUUGAAAUAUUAUUUCUUCUUUAGGAAGAAUAAUUUCUUUAUUUGCUAUUAUUUUCUUUUUAUUUAUUAUCUGAGAAAGAAUAAUUACACAACGAACUCCUUCUUUCCCCAUACAAUUAUCUUCAUCUAUUGAAUGAUAUCAUACUUUACCUCCUGCAGAACAUACUUAUUCAGAAUUACCUCUUCUUUCUUCUAAUUUCUAAUAUGGCAGAUUAGUGCAAUGAAUUUAAGCUUCAUAUAUAAAGAUUAUUAUCUUUUAUUAGAAAAUGGCAACAUGAAUAAAUCUAGGACUUCAAAAUAGUACUUCUCCUUUAAUAGAACAAUUAAAUUUUUUUCAUGAUCAUACUUUAUUAAUUUUAAUUAUAAUUACUAUUAUAAUUGCAUAUAUUAUGUUUAUAUUAUUUUUUAAUAAAUUUACAAAUCGAUAUUUACUUCACGGACAAACAAUUGAAAUUAUUUGAACUAUUCUUCCUGCAAUUAUUUUAAUAUUUAUUGCCUUUCCUUCUUUACGACUUUUAUACUUAAUAGAUGAAAUUAAUUCUCCUUUAAUUACUUUAAAAGUUAUUGGCCAUCAAUGAUAUUGAAGUUAUGAAUAUUCUAAUUUUUUAAAUUUAGAAUUUGAUUCUUACAUAAUCCCAACUAAUGAAUUAGAUAUUAAUGGAUUUCGUUUAUUAGAUGUUGAUAAUCGAGUUAUUCUUCCAAUAAAUAACCAAAUUCGUAUUUUAGUAACUGCUACUGAUGUAAUUCAUUCUUGAACAGUUCCUUCUAUAGGAAUAAAAAUUGAUGCUACUCCCGGACGUUUAAAUCAAACUAAUUUUUUAAUAAAUCAACCUGGAUUAUUUUAUGGACAAUGCUCAGAAAUUUGUGGAGCAAAUCAUAGUUUCAUACCAAUUGUUAUUGAGAGAAUCCCAAUAAAUUAUUUUAUUAAAUGAAUUUCUUCUCAAAUAAAUU
Messenger RNA from Aedes albopictus (Asian tiger mosquito), 1672 nucleotides. Its product is annotated as cytochrome c oxidase subunit 2-like. Gene Ontology annotation, molecular function: copper ion binding; cytochrome-c oxidase activity. Gene Ontology annotation, cellular component: membrane. The transcript has a single exon. NCBI's taxonomy places the organism in Eukaryota, Metazoa, Arthropoda, Insecta, Diptera, Culicidae. The record is from RefSeq and is a predicted model, not a curated record. Gene Ontology annotation, biological process: ATP synthesis coupled electron transport.